AUGGAGGCCAGAAACCUCAGCUUGGAGGCCUCUUCCCGACAGUCAGGGAGAAGAGAGACCAAGGGGGAGGGGAAGAUGGCAGCGGAGCCCCGGUCCUGGCCGUCCCCAGGUCUCGUAGCGGCGGUGGCCGUGCUGCUGGGGCUGCUGAGCGUGUCCCGGGCGAUUGGCAGUGGCGACGCGGAGUUCCCGUGGGGCGCGGUGCGGCUGCCCACGGACGUCGUCCCGCUGCGCUACCACCUCCUCGUCCACCCUAACCUCACCACCCUCAACUUCGCCGGGACGGUCGCCAUCGAGGUGGCGGUCACCCGGCAGACCCGCGCCGUCGUCCUGCACAGCAAGAGGCUGCUCAUCGACGGGGCCACCAUCGAGGGCGGGGACGCCAUGGAGGCGCGGGGGGUGCGGGUUCUGGAGCAUCAGGCCCUCGAGCAGCUGGCCCUGCUCCCCACCAGUCGCACCGGCGGUCAUUUGCUAAACGUGAAAUUGCUCUGUUUUCACGCAUCGUGGGGGUGCACGCUGUGUGUGCGAAGGGUGCUCGCAGCGACGCAGUUCGAGCCGACAGCGGCGCGAAUGGCCUUCCCCUGCUUCGACGAGCCAGCCUUCAAAGCCAGCUUCUCGGUCAGGAUCAGGAGGGAGCCGAAGCACCUUGCGCUGUCCAAUAUGCCGAUCGUGAAGUCUGUGAAUAUAACUCCCUGGCUUGUUGAGGACCAUUUUGAAACUACUGUCAAGAUGAGUACGUACCUCGUGGCCUUUAUUGUUUCGGAUUUUAAAUCCAUCAGCAAAAUAACCAGCCAUGGAGUUAAGGUUUCUGUGUACACGGUGCCAGACAAGAUCGACCAAGCUCAUUAUGCCUUGGAUGCAGCAGUGAAACUUCUAGACUUCUAUGAGGAUUACUUCAGCAUUCCGUACCCCUUACCUAAACAAGAUUUAGCAGCUAUUCCUGAUUUUCAGUCUGGUGCUAUGGAAAACUGGGGACUGACCACAUACCGGGAAUCUGCUUUGCUGUAUGACCCUCAAAAGUCCUCAGCAUUUUCCAAACUUUGGAUUACUGUGGUGAUAGCCCAUGAGCUGGCUCAUCAGUGGUUUGGCAACCUCGUUACCAUGGAGUGGUGGAAUGAUCUGUGGUUAAAUGAAGGAUUUGCAAAGUUCAUGGAGUUUGUGUCGGUCAGCGUUACCCAUCCAGAACUGAGAGUUGAAGACUAUUUCUUAAGGAGAUGUUUUGAUGCCAUGGAAGUGGACGCAUUAAAUUCAUCACAUCCCGUAUCUACUCCUGUGGAAGAUCCAGCUCAAAUUUUAGAAAUGUUUGAUGAAGUUUCUUAUGAGAAGGGAUCUUGUAUAUUAAAUAUGCUGAGCGACUACCUGACUGCUGACAUCUUUAAAGCUAGACUUGUCCAGUACCUGCAGAAAUACAGCUACCAGAACACAAAAAAUGAAGAUUUGUGGAACAGCAUGACAAAUAUUUGCCCCGCAGUAGGUAGUGAUAAAAAUGAACUACAAGGUGAUGGUUUUUGCAGAAGAAGCGAACAGUCAUCUUCAAAUGCACAUUGGACUAAAGGAGAGACUUUUGAUGUGCGGGCAAUGAUGGACACUUGGACGCUGCAGAAAGGUUUUCCCCUGGUAACUGUCACGGUGAGAGGGAAGAACGUCCACCUGCAGCAGGAUCGCUAUGUGACGGGAGAGGAUUCUACUUCGUCCAUGGGGUACUUGUGGCACAUCCCACUAACCUACAUCACCAGUAAAUCUCACACUGUUCAGAGAUUUUUGAUGACAACUAAAGCAGAUGUCAUUAUCCUUCCGGAAAAGGUGGAGUGGAUUAAAUUCAACGUGGACAUGAAUGGGUAUUACAUUGUGCACUACGAAGAUGAUGGAUGGGAUCACCUGAUUAACCUGUUGAAAGAGAACCAUACAGUGAUUAGCAGCAACGACAGAGCCAGUCUCAUUAACAACGUAUUCCAGCUUGUGAGAAUAAAAAAACUGUCGAUUUCCAAAGCUUUUGAUUUAACUUUGUACCUGAAACAUGAAAGACAAAUCAUGCCUGUACUCCAGGGUAUGAGCGAGCUGAUUCCUAUAUACAGGCUUAUAGAGAGGAGGGAUGUGGAUGGUACAGAAAAACACUUAAAGGAGUAUAUAGUCAACCUAUUUAAAGACCUGAUUGACAAGCAGUCCUGGAGUGAUGAAGGCUCCGUGUCCGAGAGAUUGCUUCGGCACUCGCUGCUGCUGUUUGCCUGCGUGCACAGGUACCAGCCGUGCCUCGACAGAGCCCGAGCGUAUUUUAGAGAGUGGCAGCAGUCCAACGGAACCUUGAGCUUGCCAGCAGAUGUGAAGACAGCGGUGUAUGCCGUUGGGGCACAAACAUCCGAAGGCUGGGAUUUCCUCCUCAGUAAAUACAGACUGCACGCGUUCAGCGUGGAGAGGCAGAACAUUGAAUUAGCUCUCAGCCUCAGCGGGAGUAAGGACAAACUUCAGUGGCUGAUGGAUGAAGGUCUGCGUGGUGACAUCGUAAGAACUCAGGAUCUUCCACAUAUUAUUGUACAUGUUGGCAAAAACCCAUCUGGCCAUCAUCUAGCUUGGACGUUUUUAAAAGAAAAUUGGGAGAAAGUUGUAGAAAAAUUUGAACUUGGUUCAAGUUCGGUAGCGAGCAUUGUCACUGGAGUGACAAGUCGGUACUCGACAAGGUCACAGCUUGCACAGGUGAAAGGAUUCUUCGGUUCCCUGGAGGAAAAAAGCGCUCAGCUUCGCUGUGUCCAGCAAGCUGUGGAAAACAUCGAAGACAAUAUCCAAUGGAUGGACAGAAAUCUUGAGAAGGUCAAAACAUGGCUGCAAAACAACCAUCUGUAA
Molecule: messenger RNA, 2835 nt
Organism: Opisthocomus hoazin
Lineage: Eukaryota; Metazoa; Chordata; Aves; Opisthocomiformes; Opisthocomidae
Source: RefSeq, a predicted model, not a curated record